This is a messenger RNA of Symbiodinium sp. CCMP2456, 1038 nucleotides long. Lineage: Eukaryota; Dinophyceae; Suessiales; Symbiodiniaceae. The record is from the annotation of a GenBank genome assembly.
AUGCCGGCAUCAGUUUCACGGAUCAAACAGUGGAAGAGACUUGCUGACUUGCGUUUUCAGGGUUCUCGCAAGUGCAGCAUCCAGGCAGCGUCUCCGCCUGAAGUCGAAGAUGUGCCGGAAGCAGGGAAAGACACCGUGGAGGCGAGCAAGGAGGUAGCAGAUGACUGGGCAGCUUUGACCGACGAGCACCCCGCAGAUGCCACGAGUAGCUUUCUGCCCGCCAGUGUGGCCGAGUGGCUCCUGGAGCUUCGGGGUCGACGCCCGGGAGACAUGCUUCUUUUUCCGGAGCCGCUGAACCUCGGCGACCGUGUCUUCACGUCGGCAUCCGUGGAGCGCGACUUCCGAACCGCCUCCGGAGCUCUGCUGCUCCGGAUGGAUCCGGGCGGUCACCGUUACAUCGUGAAGUUCGCGGAUGUCAGACAGGAGCAUGCCAUGAUGUGUGCUCUGAUGGAGAUGAACCGGCGCUGGAAAGAGCACCAGGUCAGUGUUUGUGGCAGGUCGGUGCAGACUGUCACUUACGAGAUCUACCCUAUCGGAUCUUCUGGCGGGCUGAUUGAGGCAGUCGACGGAUGCCGGACAUUGAGGGAACUCAAACGACUCUGCCAUCCGGAGACCCACCAGCGGGUAUACCGGGCCCUUGCGGGCGAUGCCAGCAAGCUUGACACCUUGGCUGCGACCACGGUGGCAUACCUGACUGCUUGCUAUGCGCUUGGUGUGAGGGACGGUCAUGACGACAACAUCAUGCUCAGGGAGGACGGAUCUCUUUUCCGCGUGGACUUCGGCUUCGUCUUUGGGGCAACGCCGGAGAUCGACACUCCACAGACCGUUGUGGCCCGUGCCGUUACCCUCGCUCUCGGAGAACGGUGGAUGGAGGUCGUGGGUGCCUGCGGGGAUUCGCUGACAGCGUUGACGGGCGACAGCUAUGGCAGCCCCCCCGCGCUGGAGUGCUUGAGCAGUGUUCCAGAGACUUGUUUUGACAUAGCCGCGAUCGUGUUGAUCCUCAAUUUGGUUGUUCUCGUCUGUAGGCUGCGCUUGUGA